AUGAUUGGGUCAGCUUCUCGAAAACUUAUUGAUGGAUGCAAGCUAUCCACUGAAAAUAUAACAGUACGAUUCAUGAGAAAUGACACCUGGUCCUUGAUGGUAGGAGAAAUCUGUAAAUUGCCUGUCACUGUAGAUCAGGAUAACAACCAGAAAACACAUGUGAGAAGGCAUAUAAUAGAGAAACUAUGUGAAAGUAAUGAAGACAAUCAGACCUUCAGCCAGAUUCCAAAUCUUUCUGUGCUCAAAAGAACUCCUAUGGAAGCAGAUCCUUCUGAAUGCCUUAAGUGUGGACAAUCCUUGAUGAAUCAUUCAUCACUUAAGCAUCACAUCAAAUCUCACUCUGGAUGCAGUGCCUAUCAGUGUAAGGAAUGUGGAGAAGCCUGCAGUUGUCCCUCUUACCUCAGCACUGAUGUGAGAACUCUUACUGGAGAGAAAUCCUACGAAUGUAAGGAAUGCGGCAAAGGCUUUCGUCGUUCCUCAAAGCUUACUAUACAUAUGGGAAUUCACAGUGGAGAAAAGCUUUAUGUAUGUAAGGAAUGUGGGAAAGCCUUUAGUUGUUCCUCAGAUCUCACUGCACAUAUGAGAACUCACAGUGGUGAGAGGCCAUAUGAAUGUAAGGAAUGUGGCAAAUCAUUUUGUCACUCCUCAGACCUCGGUAUACAUACAAGAACUCACAGUGGUGAGAGGCCUUAUGAAUGUAAGGAAUGUGGCAAAGCCUUUAGUCGGUCCUCAUACCUGACUUCACAUAGAAGAACACAUACUGGUGAGAGACCUUAUGAAUGUAAGGAAUGUGGCAAAGCCUUUAGUUGGUCCUCAGCCCUCACUGCACAUAUGAGAACUCACAGUGGUGAGAGGCCAUAUGAAUGUAAGGAAUGUGGCAAAUCAUUUUGUCACUCCUUAGACCUCGGUAUACAUACAAGAACUCACAGUGGUGAGAGGCCUUAUGAAUGUAAGGAAUGUGGCAAAGCGUUUAGUCAGUCUUCACACCUCACUUCACAUUUAAGAACUCACAGUGGUGAGAGGCCUUACGAAUGUAAGGAAUGUGGCAAAGCAUUUAGUCAGUCUUCACACCUCACUUCACAUUUAAGAACUCACAGUGGUGAGAGGCCUUAUGAAUGUAAGAAAUGUGGCAAAGCCUUUAAUCGCUUCUCCUACCUCACUCAACAUGUAAAAGCUCACAGUGGAGAGAGGCCUUAUGAAUGUAAGGAAUGUGGCAAAACCUUUAUUCAGUCCUCACACCUCACUGCACAUAAGAGAAGUCACUGUGGAGAGAGACCUUAUGAAUGUAUGGAAUGUGGCAGAGCCUUUUUUCACUUCUCAGGCUUCACUAUACAUAUGAGAACUCACAGUGGUGAGAGGCCUUAUGAGUGUAACUAAUGUGGCAAAGCCUUUUAUCACUCCUCAGGCCUCACUGUACAUAUGAGAACUCACAAUGGUGAGAGGCCUUAUGAAUGUAAGAAAUGCAGCAAAGCCUUUCGUCAGUCCUCACACCUCACUAGACAUGUAAGAGUUCACAGUGGAGAAAGGCUCAGUAAGGAAUGUGGGAAAGCCUUUA
Trichechus manatus latirostris (Florida manatee) is the source of this 1555-nucleotide messenger RNA. RefSeq names its product zinc finger protein 699-like. The record is from RefSeq and is a predicted model, not a curated record. NCBI's taxonomy places the organism in Eukaryota, Metazoa, Chordata, Mammalia, Sirenia, Trichechidae.